Frankliniella occidentalis (western flower thrips) is the source of this 3387-nucleotide messenger RNA. RefSeq lists its product as uncharacterized. The record is from RefSeq and is a predicted model, not a curated record. Lineage: Eukaryota; Metazoa; Arthropoda; Insecta; Thysanoptera; Thripidae. The transcript is spliced from 7 exons. Bases 477 to 3248 code for a protein of 923 amino acids.
CUGCCUGCUGCAUUCACAACUUCUCAUAAGUAUUCGAAAGGAAUUGCAAUCCGCCUUUUUUUUCGAGAUUCACUACUGAAUUUCUCAUCAGUUGUUGUGUGUCUCGUGCGGCGUUCGCUUCUUUUCAUAUCCUUAAAACGGGAGAAAUGUUUGCAGAGAAAUUCUUGAGAAAAGGUGGGGCACUCCCAGCCCAGGCGUUCAUUCCUGAGCAAAGGUUUUCAAAAAACUUUUAACAACCUCAUCUUUAACCUCACUUCUAUUCAGCAAUAAUGUACCACUUACCUUUAGUGUCGAACCUCUUACUUGGAAUGUUAAUGCAACUAUGCAUUUAAAGAUUGAUUAGGCUUUACUAGUAUCGUGAAGCAAUUGCAAACAUGUUUUUUUCAUUCACAGAGUGCUGAUUUUUCACUGUUUUAAUGCCACUAUGUUGUCAUGCUGAAAAGAUACUACUACAAUAAGCGAAAAAUAUAACAGCUAUGGAAUCCAGAGAUGUUCAGAGGAAGCGAUAUCUGCUGUGUGUCCACUGUGAUCCAGCAACAUAUUUUGAUGACCUAGAAGAGUUAAAAAAACAUUGGCAGCGCCUGCACAGGGAUAAAGUAAUUCUUCUUUGUGGCCAGUGUAAAUCUGAGUUUCGUCAUCAAACCUCAUUGGUCCGACACAUUACCACAAUUCAUGUAAAUGCAUGUCAAGAUCUCGACUCUGAUGAUGAAGAAGAUAAUGGUGAGAGCAUGGAGACGAAUUCUCCUGAAUCUCACAAUAAUUCAAGAGAACAGCAGAAUGUGUCAAAUAAUCGUUCAGAUACAUUUUCUGAACAUGAAGAAGAAGGUGGUCGGGAUGAAGUUAAUGAAGAAAUUGACUUUCAAGAUGAAGCUGCUAAAUUUCUUUUGAAGUUAAGAUCAUCAGGAAAUUUGACAAAUGCAUCUGUUGAACUGAUUCAAAAUUUUACUUCAAACUUAAUUUCUCUUCUUGCUGCACAUUUUAAAAGAAAAACCAAAAAUUUUCUUGAAGAGAACAGAGUUAAUGAGAUUGUUUCUGAAAAAUUUCUUUCAGAAACAUUUCAGAUUGGUAAUCCUUUUCAGGGUCUGGAAACAACUGAUAAACAAUUAGACUAUUUUUCUGAGAAGUAUGGUCUUGUAAAACCAGAGGAAAUGUAUUUAUCAAGCAGAAUUGAGCAUAGGCUGGAUAGGACCAGCAAAAUGUUUUUACCUAAACAAGUUUCUCAAACAUUUCAGUCAUUCUCAUUGAUUGGAACCUUAACUCUGAUUGCCCGGAACAAGUAUUUAAGAGAAUUGAUUUUAUCUGAGAAAGAGAGUACUGAUGGCAUUUCUAGAGGAUACAAGGAUGGAACUGACUUCAAGAAUAACACAUUUCUUCAGAAGUACCCUUUUGCUUUUAGGAUUGAACUAAAUUAUGAUGAUCUUGAAACUGCCAAUGGAAUGGGGUCCAAAGAUGUCAUUCACAAAAUUGGACCAUUCUAUAUAAGAAUUCAAAAUUUACCUGCCGAAGAAAAUUCAAAACUUUCAUCAAUAUUCUUAUUGGCAAUGGCUUAUUCAGAAGAUUUGAAGGACAAAGGGGUUUUCAAGAAAAUUCUUACUCCCCUCUUGGAAGAUCUGAAGAAACUUCAGUCUGAUGAAGGCGUAGAAAUAACCCUUCCAGAAGGAGGUACUUUUAUUAUACGGGCAUGUCUGGUGUGCUUUUGUGCUGAUUCUUUAGCUGCGCACGCCCUUUUUGGAUUUAUGGGGUGUUCUGCAAUGAAAUUUUGUCGCCUCUGCUUGCUUUCCUUGACUGAUCUUCAAGAAAGCUCCAAUUCAAUUGGUCCACUUCGUACAUCAGAAACUCACAAGCAACAUGUUGCAGAUGUUGAAAGAGACCCAACUUUGAGGAGUGCCUAUGGUGUCAAUGAAGAAAGUGCUUUGGCUAGUGUUCUGAGAGUGCCGGAAGACAGUGUAAUGGAUGCUUUCCAUGAUUUUGUUGGUGUAGCACAAAUGGUUCUGAAGUUGGUUUUGUACGAGUUUAUCCUUGUGAAGAAACUGUUUACAGUCUUUUAUUUUAAUGCUAACAUUGUUGCAUUUUCCUAUGGAAGUCCAGAAAUUAAAAACAAACCAUCAGCUAAUAUUACAAAUGAAAGACUUUAUGGCGAAGGUCAUACGCUCAAGCAAAAUGGAUCUCAAACAUUUUGUCUCCUGCGUAUCUUCCCUUUUUUAAUAAAAGGUGUUGCUGAAGAUGACAGAUUUUUGGAACUAGUGUUUCUUUUGCAAGACAUUAUGCGGAUAGUGUUUUCUUCCCAAGUGAGGCCAAGAGAUGUGGAUCAGCUGGAAAUGAUCAUUGCUCAACACAAUAGUUUGUUCCAUGAACUGUUUGUGCCGCCUCCAGGGCCGCCUCCACUGCCACCCACUGGGGCAGCCUCUGGAGCAGCCCCUGCCCCAGCCCCUGAAGGGCCUUCUAGUGACAAUGAAGAGAAUGAAGAAAAUGUUGAUGAUCCAAACACUGAUGAUAAUGAAUCUGAGCCUGAUGACAACUCUGGUGCUAGUCAAGUUGCACCUGCUUCUAGAAGGAAAAGAAAAAAAAUUGUUCAUAAGACCAAGAGACUGAAAAAAGGCAUCAAUAAACUUCAUCAUAUUUUGCACUACCCCAAACAAUUUAGAGAAAAGGGGCCACUAAUAAGAUUGUGGUGCGCAAGAUAUGAAGGACGUCACAGAAUUCUUCGUAAACAUUCUGCAGUUCAAAGUAACUUCAAGAACAUAAUUAAGACAAUGUCAAGAAUGUUCCAGCUUAGCACAUUUGAUGCUUUUUUGCAAAAGAAAAAACCUGAAACUAUUAUUAGUAGUACAGAUUCCGUCCAGGAAAUUGUGCAAAAUAGUAUUUACAGUGACAUUCUAGUUAGUGAAGGCCUACUGUUGGAUGAUCAGGUAAAGAUUGUAAAGUCAGUGAGUGUGAAGGGAGAAGAAUAUGCUUGUGGACUGUUUGUGGUCUGUCCUUCACAAAAUGAACCAUUUAAAUUUGGACUUAUUGCUGAUGUCAUUGUUGAAGUGAAAGAUGCAUCAAAAGUGUAUCUUGUUGUACAAGAAUGUGUCAAUGAAGGCUUGAGUAAUAGGUACAAUUCUUACAAAAUAAGAAACCUGUUUGAAGCACCACCAUACCUUUUGAAAAUUGAAAACCUUAUUGACUAUCGUCCAUUACCAGCCUGGACUCCAAUGGAACGUGAUGGCUUGGGCCUAUACUUGCACCCACGCAAUAUUUUCUGUUAGCUGGUUGCAAUAUUAGCUGCAAAACUCAAUCAACCAUUCUCUAUCAUUUUUUUUCCAUAAAUUAAUUAACUAAUUGAUGAUAAUUGAAGUAAUUCUACAUGUAUCAAAAUCAACCAUUCCUACAUAAUCAACAGCCCGA